Molecule: messenger RNA, 2681 nt
Organism: Laetiporus sulphureus 93-53
Lineage: Eukaryota; Fungi; Basidiomycota; Agaricomycetes; Polyporales; Laetiporaceae
Exons: 8
Coding region: 223-2460 (745 amino acids)
Cellular component (GO): Golgi apparatus; TRAPP complex
Molecular function (GO): protein binding
Source: RefSeq, a predicted model, not a curated record
UGAAGUGGAAUGUUGAGGUCACAGGAUAUCAAAGCUUUGAUAUGGCGCGGUCUGGAGGAUGGAGCGCACAAGGAAGGCAGUUCUGACUCCGAACCUACCCGGGCGGGAACACCGUCGAGGUCGCUCCCGCCACAGAUCGAGACACCGCCGACGGCGCGAUAGCGCGCAAGCCGAACUGUUUAAAAGUCAGCGUUCUGAAAACAUCGGGUAGGACAUACCAUCAUGAAGCACAUAUCGCUGCACAUCUCGCCGCCGUCCUCACCGCCCUCGCCGUCGAAGCCCCUCCCCCGGAGCGACAUAGGGAGCGCGCCGUCGCGGGGAGUGCGCAAGAUUGUGAAGAAUGCUCUCUCCCGCAGCUUCCGCCACAUUUCCCAUAUCGGGCACCAUCCCAACCCCGCGGCCAUCACCGGAAUCGACCGUCACGCCACCAUCGCGGCAGCAGCAGCAACAACAACCACCACUGCUCGCUACUCUCCCGACGACCCCCUCCUCGACGUUGGCGACGUCUUCGACGCUCUUGCUAUCCCCAUCUCCCUCCCGCUUACUCCCAAGAACAAGUCCUCCUCUGAUACCAUGUCCUCGAAUCCCUCUAGCGCUGGCGGCCAGGAAAUACCCAAAUCCACCACACUGGCCGUCGCAGCUGUCGAGGUCGCACACGAUGUUCAGUCAGCUUGUAGCAGUCGAACCCCUCUUUCAUCGCCUCUCGCAUCGCCUCUCGUAUCUGAAGGCGCUCUUCCUCCUACUUCGUUGCCUGUGAAUGCAGGUGUUGAUCAUGCUGCUCAUCCGUCAUCUGACGAGAGGUUCCCGCACGAAGCAGCAGAAACACCUCUCAGUGUGGCGCAGCCGACAUCGUCCAAAGACAAACAUCUGGAGGAGGAUGUUCAUCCAGAGGAUGCCACGACAGGUACGGUGACCUCAGCGGCAGCCGCGGAAAACGAUGCGCAUCCCGAAGCCCAAGUAGAGAGGAUUGAAGAGCAGCCUACGCUAGACAGUCCUCAAUUCGACGCGGCAGAGCCUGGCACCGAGGCACGGGACAGCGUUGGUGACUCCCCCGUCCCAGACGCUCCCGAAACGUUCUUCGACGACGAGCCUGAGGAGGCUUCAGUAUCGGAGCCAGAUGAAGAAGUAUUGGAUGAAACAGUGCCUUCUGGCUUGCACGUCGAGCAGGCACGCGAGCCUGUGCUCGCGUUGGCGGAGGACGUGUCCCUUGCUCAAUCUUCAGAACAGCCAGCUUCCGUACCCGUGGCAAAACAGCCGGCUUCUCCGCCUGCUGCAGAAAAGCCUGUCCCGCCGCCGCCAACAACAGUUGAGGACGACGACGAAGACGACGAAGAACCCGAGUUGUAUCUCCCCGGACUGACGCUCCCUACAAUGUUCCUUCCUAUUCCCAACACAGAUCCAUUGAGUACGUUAUUGAUCAAAUAUAUCCCACCGGAAAGACGGCCAGUGCGGGACGUCAGUGGCAACUGGCAGGGCGCCGAUUUUAACAUGCUCGUCAUGACGAACAGUUGGCGAGCACUGGCAAAAAUGGCGCGAGAUCGCCUUGUUGAUUCCAACCCGGAUGAACUGGAUCUCGUACUCUCGCUCUGGUACUUGCGACUGUCGUGCCUCGCGCGCUUGAGACUCUUUAAUCAGACGUCUGCGGAAUGCACGAGCCUCUUCACCGUGUUAAGCAAUGUCAAGCCACAGUCUGCUCGGCAGUGGCUCUUCGAGAAGAAAGUUCCGUUCGAGCUCGAGGUGCUCUAUGCUAGAUUGAGGUACUGGGCGGGCGACCACAUGGGAUACUUGGAUGCCCUGUCCGUCCUGCUGAGAGAUUGCAAGCUCAAGGCACGCAAGGCAAGCGAAAAAUCCGACACCGUUGGCUCCGGCAUGUGGCAGGAGCGAGGUGCGAGAGUAUGUCUCAUCAUCGCCUCUCAACUAGUCGAGAUGAAAGACUUCUCCGCCGCGGCCAAACUUCUGGAGCCGCUAUGUAAACAACCCGGGAAUGUAACGUCGCCGCACGUUCAGUCCGCGGUAGGAAGGAUAUAUCUGCUGGGCGGGUAUAUUAGCAUGGCGUCCAAGCAUUUCGCGGAGGUCUCUCGGGAUGUAACUGCAGACCCCGUCCUGAAGGCCAUGAACGACGCUAUGCUCGCCUGUGCGAAUGGCGACUGGACGAAGGCUUCGAAUGAUCUCAACCAAAUUUUGACUGCCGAUCCUGAGCACUUUGUCGCGGUCAAUAACCUCGCGGUCGCGUUUCUGAGUCAGGGGCGAAUUCAAGAUGGUAUUCGGUUACUUGAAGAGACGAUCAAGAUCUCUCCUUCCUCCGCACUCGCCACUGAGCCGCUUCUGUUUAACCUCUCUACGAUGUACGAGCUUCGCUCGACAGCAGGGGCGGAUAAGAAGCGCAAUCUCCUUAUUGAGGUCGCUCAAUGGGCUGGCGAUGGGUUACGUACGACGUGCCUCAAGAUGCCGUCAACUUGAUCGAGCCAUCAUGACCGGGAGGCACGCGAACGUGCUGCUUUGGCACGGUGAGAUCUCGAGCGUUGUGUACCGCGCGUUUCAUAUCCUAAUAUUCGCUAUGUCCGUCGUGGAAGCCGCACUCCAAUGGCAGUUAGCUAGCUGCUAAAUGUCUCUAGAUGUGUACAUAUUUUCUGGUAGUUUGUCUGUAUUCUAUCAAUGAUACGAACGGCAAAUGACCCGUG